Vicugna pacos (alpaca) is the source of this 1595-nucleotide messenger RNA. It is a transcript of the gene NKX3-1, whose product is annotated as NK3 homeobox 1. Gene Ontology annotation, cellular component: nucleus. NCBI's taxonomy places the organism in Eukaryota, Metazoa, Chordata, Mammalia, Artiodactyla, Camelidae. Gene Ontology annotation, biological process: regulation of transcription by RNA polymerase II; cell differentiation. Gene Ontology annotation, molecular function: RNA polymerase II cis-regulatory region sequence-specific DNA binding; DNA-binding transcription factor activity, RNA polymerase II-specific. The record is from RefSeq and is a predicted model, not a curated record.
GCGGAGCGGCACGAAGGCCCAGCGGGCAACCCGCAGCCGCAGCCCCCGCGCCAGCCCGACCCGAGGCGACCUGCGCCGGAGUCCGAAGAAGGACUGGGCGGUGCCGGGGCGCCCGAGGACCAGCCGAGCGCCCGGCCCCGCGCCGCGCGGAGGGAGGCCGAGCCGCCGGCGGAGACUGAGGCAGAUAGGCACUUGGGGACUUAUCUGUUGGACUGUGAAAACACUCCGGGCGCCUUACCGAGCCGGCCCCAGACCCCCAAGCAGCCGCAGAAGCGCUCCCGAGCCGCCUUCUCCCACACUCAGGUCAUUGAGUUAGAGAGGAAGUUCAGCCACCAGAAGUACCUGUCAGCCCCUGAAAGGGCUCACCUGGCCAAGAACCUCAAGCUCACAGAGACCCAAGUGAAAAUAUGGUUCCAGAACAGACGCUACAAGACCAAGCGGAAGCAGCUCAGCUCGGACCUGGGGGACCUGGAGAAACAAGCCUCCUUACCAGCUCGGAAAGAGGAAGGCUUCUCGCGGGCCUCCCUCAUCUCUGUGCAUAACACCUACCCUUACUACCCCUACCUUUACUGCUUGGGAGGCUGGAGCCCAGCUCUCUGGUAACACCAGUGCAGACAACUACCCGUGAUCCAAAACUGCCUUCCCCAGGUGGUCCCUCUGGAAGGAAAGGGGCCAGGGUCAGGGAGGACCGGGCAGCAAGAGGCGUGCAGUCCGAAACUGUGGGAGGUUUGCAUGAAAAUCCGAGAUUCUUCACUGAUGGGCCAACGAAAGAUCUGGGACAGGGAAUAAUUUAAUAUCCGAAUAGUUCCUCCAGCGCAGAACGAGGUCGUUUUUGCUUUUACGGACCUGCUUGAAGUGGGGAGGGACAAAGCCAAGUGCUGUUUCCAGCACUUCGGGUGAUUCUGUAUGAGCUGAUGAGAUGUGUGAGGUGAUGUCUGCUUCACUUCUGAGGGUUCUGCUGCUCCAGCUCCAUCCUCUCGUGUGGCUGAGCAUCCAUUCACAAGAGCAAACCUGAAGGCAGUGGGGCUAGGGGGGACGGCUAAGGAUGAGGAUGUCACCUACUGAAUUAAGCUGAAGGUCAGAAGCCUCUCAUUGGCCUUGGACUAUGACCAAGGUUUCUCUCUGUCCCUGGAAGAGAGAGGGAGAUAGAGGACUCCAGAGAGAAGCCUGUGGUCCUAGCUCAGCAGAUUGGCACAGGAUAUGGAGAUGGGUAGGAAGAGGUGAGACAUAAGCUUCUUAUUCCUUUCUAAAUAAUGUGCCAACUGAAGUAUUUACAGGGUGGCCCAAGUAGGACAAGAAGGACUCACUGUGGUUUUAAGACAAGCUGUACAAACAGAAGUCUGCAAGAGGUGGGCCCAGGCCAGCAGAGUCUCCUCAUGUCCAAGACAGUGGCCCAAGGACUCUCCACACUGCUGCUGGGGGCAUUGCAUUUUUUAUUAGCAAAAGGUAAAAAAAAGCCUUUUCUGGACCUUUUUGCUCUGGGCCUGAGAAUUUAGAACGAGAAAGUUCCUGGCGUUGUCAGGCUAUAACUCAUACUACACCAUGACAGAUCACCAAAUUCUUUAAGCUCCAUCCUCCUCUCCUCUUUUUUUUUU